GAAUAUACUAUUGCUUGGUUUUGCAUUAUUUCGUAUUCUGUAGCUAAAGACACCGAACUUUGUACUGAUAAGGAGUUCUUAAGAUCACAAACAACGUGGAUCCUUACGCAAUGAGGACACUGCUUUUAUCGACAUUUUUGAUCGGUCUAGUCUAUGGCGACGAACUGCAGAACUGCCCCCCGAACCUGCACCGAUCCACAGCUCUAAGAACUUACAAUGGACAUUGUUAUGAAUUUAUGAUCCAUCGACAUGUACAAUGGCGUGAAGCAGAAAAUGACUGCGGCUCCAAAGGGGGAACACUGGUUGUGAUCAACAACAUAGAGGAACAAUAUUUCAUGAUGUCUGCCUUAAGGUCAUUUCCGUUUAACGGCCAGGGUGUUUGGAUUGGAUUGACUGAUACUCAACAAGAAGGAAAAUUCGCUUGGGUUUCUGGGGAGGCAACAUCCUUCACAUACUGGGCCCCGGGACAACCAGGAUUGAUAGCAAACAUUGGCAGGAAACGUUUCAUACUGGAUUCCUUACCUUUACCGAUCCAUCUAGUGGAUGAAGACUGCGUGUUGUUGAAGUACACCGACUCUGGUCAUUGGCAUGAUUACCCCUGUGCAAAAUUAGAUCUCAUUGGUCUAGUGUCGGAAAACUUCCCUUAUGUCUGUGAAUACAAGCAAAUACCCAGACCGACCACCACUACCACAGUAGGAACGCCACAGACUAUGAGGCCAUCUACACCUAGUCCUACCACCAUUCCCACCACCACUCUCCCCACCACCACAUUGCCUUCGACAACAACCCCAGAACCCGACAUCGUCCCUACCACAACGUCAGCGUCUGCUUCAGGUUCCGUGGGCGAACUCGUUAUAGGCUGAAAGUGAUGACGUAAUAUGAUGUUCACGUACUUAAUAAAAUCAAGUUAUAAAUACA
Molecule: messenger RNA, 918 nt
Organism: Ostrea edulis (European flat oyster)
Lineage: Eukaryota; Metazoa; Mollusca; Bivalvia; Ostreida; Ostreidae
Product: macrophage mannose receptor 1-like
Exons: 4
Coding region: 111-863 (250 amino acids)
Molecular function (GO): signaling receptor activity
Source: RefSeq, a predicted model, not a curated record